GAAUUUCCUACAGACUACCAGCUGGGCAGAUGGGCAAGUUGUUUCGAGCCUUUUGUGAGUGGUGAUGGAGCGGGUGUACCAGGCCCUUUCCUAUGUCAGAAGAAAUUAGGACAACAAGGGAUCACUGGCACCUCUGCAAAAGGGAUCUGUAUCUCUACCAAGAUGCUCUGAAGAAUAGAAUAUUCCCUUAGGAAUGUCUAGUGUUACAAAAUGACUAAAACUAAUUCUACUGUGUUGCAUUUUGUCAUCAUCUUCAUGUUAACACUUAUGAUCCAAUUAUCUGAUGAAAGCGAAUUUUUAGUUGACAGAUCAAAAACAGGUCUCAUUCAUGUUCCCAAAGAUCUAUCCCUGAAAACAACAAUCUUAAAUAUAUCACAAAACUAUAUAUCUGAGCUUCGGACUUCUGACAUCCUAUCAUUGUCAAAGCUGAGGAUUUUGAUAAUUUCUCAUAAUAGAAUCCACUAUCUUGACAUCAGUGUUUUCCAAUUUAACCAGGAAUUGGAAUACUUGGAUUUGUCCCACAAUGAGUUGGAGAAGAUUUCUUGCCACCCAACUGUGAACCUCAGGCACUUAGACCUCUCGUUUAAUGCAUUUGAUGCCCUGCCCAUAUGCAAAGAAAUCGGCAACAUGUCUCAACUACAAUUUCUGGGUUUGAGUGCCACACAGUUACAAAAAUCUAGUGUGCUGCCAAUUGCUCAUUUGCACGUCAAUAAGAUUUUACUGGUCUUAGGAGACUCUUAUGGGGAAAAAGAAGAACCUGGGAGCCUUCAGGACCUUAACACAGAGAGUCUGCACAUUGUUUUCCCCACAAGAAAGGAAUACCACUUUAUUUUGGAUGUGUCAGUCAGCACUGCAGUAAGUCUGGAACUAUCUAAUAUCAAAUGUGUAGUGGAUAGAUGUUCUUAUUUCCUAAAUGCUCUGUCGAAACUUCAGAAGAAUUCAAGGUUGUCAAGUCUUACUUUAAAUAACAUUGAAACAAAUUGGUAUUCUUUCAUUAUGAUCCUCCAGUUGGUUUGGCAUACAAGCAUAGAGUAUUUCUCAAUUUCAAAUGUGAAACUACAAGGUCACCCUGACUUCAGAGAUUUUGAUUAUUCUAACACUUCACUGAAGGCUUUGUCUGUACACCAAGUUGUCAAUAAUGUAUUCAAUUUUCCACAAAGUUAUAUCUAUACGAUCUUUUCAAAUAUGAACAUCCAGAAUUUCACCGUGUCUGGUACAGACAUGCUCCACAUGGUUUGCCCAUCCCAAAUGAGCCCAUUUCUGCACUUGGAUUUUUCCAAUAAUCUCUUAACAGACAUGGUUUUUAACAAUUGUGGAAACUUGGCAAGGUUGAAGACACUUAGUUUACAAAUGAAUCAAUUGAAAAAACUUGUAAAUAUAGCUCAUAUGACCAAGAAGAUGAAGUCUUUACAACAACUGGAUAUUAGCCAGAAUUCUCUAGGGUAUGAUAAAAGUGAAGGAUAUUGCUCUUGGACUAUAAGUUUAUUAAGCUUAAAUAUAUCUUCAAAUAUACUUACUGAAUCUGUUUUCAGAUGUUUACCUCCUAGGGUCAAGAUUCUUGAUCUUCAUUCUAACAAAAUAAGGAACAUCCCUAAAGAUAUCGCCGGUCUAGAAGAUUUGCAAGAACUCAACAUUGCUUCCAAUGAUUUAGCCCACCUUCCUGGGUGUGGUAGCUUUAGCAGCCUUUCUGUACUGAUCAUUGACAAUAAUGCAAUUUCCAACCCAUCCGCUCAUUUCUUCCAGAGCUGUCAGAAGGUUAAGUCCGUAAAAGCGGGGAACAAUCCAUUCCAUUGUACAUGUGAGCUAAGAGAAUUUAUCCAAAGGAUAGGCCAAGUAUCAAGUGAAGUGGUAGAGGGUUGGCCUGACUCUUACAAGUGUGACUAUCCAGAAAGCUAUAAGGGAAGCCUACUGAAGGACUUUCACGUGUCUCCGUUAUCCUGCAGCACAGCUCUGCUGAUUGUCACCAUUGGGGUCAUAGGGCUGGUGUUGGCUGUUACUCUGACUGUCCUCUGCAUCUACUUUGAUCUGCCCUGGUAUCUCAGGAUGGCGUUUCAGUGGACCCGGACCCGGCGCAGGGCUAGGAGCACACCUUCAGAUGAACUCCAAAAAACUCUCCAGUUCCACGCUUUUGUUUCAUAUAGUGAGCACGAUUCUUUCUGGGUAAAGAAUGAAUUACUACCAAACCUAGAAAAAGAAGGUAUACGGAUUUGUCUCCAUGAGAGAAACUUUGUUCCUGGCAAGAGCAUUGUGGAAAAUAUCAUAAACUGCAUUGAGAAAAGUUACAAGUCCAUCUUUGUUCUGUCUCCCAACUUUGUUCAGAGUGAGUGGUGCCAUUAUGAACUCUACUUUGCCCAUCACAAUCUCUUUCAUGAAGGAUCUAAUAACUUGAUCCUGAUCUUGCUGGAACCCAUUCCAAAGUAUUCAAUUCCUAGCAACUAUCACAAGCUCAAAACUCUCAUGGCACAGAGAACCUAUUUGGAAUGGCCCAAGGAGAAGAGCAAACAUGGACUUUUUUGGGCUAACCUAAGAGCAUCCAUUCUUAUUAAGUUGAUGGAGCAAGCGAAGGAAAUAGAUCACACAUACAGCUAAAAAUAUUCCCCUUUUCACUGUUGCUGCUUUUGGAAGUUCCAACGAUGCCUUCGUUUUGCAUCAACACAAAUCUAAACACAAUUCUGAAUUGAUAAAAUAGAUAAAAAUGCAUACUUUCAGGCCUCAGUUCACCACGUAUAUGUGGUAACAAAAAUUAAUGAAAUGAUAUAAUUUUGAUUUAAACAGUUACUUUCUAACACAUGAGGGAUUCACCUGUUUCUUUGCUGGGAUGGAAUUCAUUGUCCUUAUCAUCUAAUUAAGAGAAGCACCUGUUCAAACAACUUCAGUGAAAUAUGUUCCUGUGUGCCAGCGUUAAUGUUAGACUGCUCCAUGCCUUUAUGCCUGUAGCCGAUUUCUGUAGCCGUUGGUGCAUUCCUCGCUUCCACUCAGCAUUUGCCUCUCCACGUUGAAGACUGCCUAUUGCUAAUGCUGGAGACACUUUGCCUGAGGGGCUUCCUGACCAUGAGCACCUGCUUGGCCCACAUAAUGGGCGAUUCAGAAGUCCUGGAGGCCGUGCUAGAGAGUAGCCCUCCACCAAUAUCAGAGAGGGAAUUGGUGGGCAAACAUCUCAACUUUCUUUCCUGUUUUAGGGGGAGUGAAUCUGGGGUUGUACUUUACAUUCUUAGACCUAAGUCCCCCAGUAGGAAUUCUGAUUCUCCACUGUAGAAAUAACUUGAUAAAGCAUUCUUUAUUGGCUUCCUUUCUAUUCUUAUCUCAUAUCCUCAUUCCUUCAAGGGUGUUUGCUGGGAUCACCUCUGAAAUAAAUGACUUUUAGUUGAA
Molecule: messenger RNA, 3369 nt
Organism: Pteropus alecto (black flying fox)
Lineage: Eukaryota; Metazoa; Chordata; Mammalia; Chiroptera; Pteropodidae
Gene: TLR1
Product: toll like receptor 1
Biological process (GO): immune response; inflammatory response; toll-like receptor signaling pathway
Cellular component (GO): Toll-like receptor 1-Toll-like receptor 2 protein complex; membrane
Molecular function (GO): lipopeptide binding; transmembrane signaling receptor activity; Toll-like receptor 2 binding
Source: RefSeq, marked provisional